Molecule: messenger RNA, 3065 nt
Organism: Carica papaya (papaya)
Lineage: Eukaryota; Viridiplantae; Streptophyta; Magnoliopsida; Brassicales; Caricaceae
Source: RefSeq, a predicted model, not a curated record
UCGCCCUUUAGUGCCUUGAGUAGAAAACCUUAGAAUUGCAAAAAUAUCCUUCACAACUGAAAAAAAUGGACCAGGCCCAAAAUACUGUACUGUAUCAACACUUAUACUACUAUGAAUAAUAAUCUUUCUGAUAUGAAUCAAAGCUCGCUCCUUAUAAAUAUUUGCUUUAUCCAUACUUCUUGUUUUACUUUGGGUGUGAUAAAUAAAUCGUAGCAGUUCCAAGACGGGGCAUCUUCUCCAUACCUCAAAUGGGGGCAAUUGAUUCUAUUUGAUGUUAAAAAAAUAUAUGACAUGUUUAAUUCAGUUGAUAAAAAAUAAUUCUAAAUUUAUCAUUUGGUAAUUUUGACUCCAUGAGUCAUAAUAAAUGGUAAUUUUGCGUAUGUGGGUCAUAAUGAAAGAUGAUUUCGGUUGAUAGUUAUAUUGAUAAUUUUGACCCUUUCAGACAUUAUUUUGUUUAUUUGUUGACCCCACUAUCAGAAUAUUCUAGCUCUAUCCUUGGUUCCAAGUGUUGCAUGAUACUGGCAAUCAUAUAAUAACAUGUAUAUUGUCCUUGACUUUUUUUGAAGAUAAUAACUUGUAUUGUCCACACGUCAAGUGGGAUACCGUCCAUGAACAGGAGAAGAAAUUUUCAUAAGGAGCAGAAGAAAAAUCUGUCAGGUGCCCUAACUCGUGGAAUCUUAAAUAGCGGGACAAAAACCAAAGGCCAAGUAUCUCUGACCCUAUGCAGCAGCCUGAAGAGCUUUCGUCUCUCUUUCUUCGAAUCACCAGGAACAUAUCUAGAAGAAUAAGGGCAAUAACCCUAAGCUUCAACAGCUUAUGGCAGACUUCCACAGCUGACAGGACCUUGGGCAACAUAGCAGGAGACGACUGGGAGAUUCCUUAUCCUUCUUAAAAGAGAACAUCUACUAACCAGCAUUUUUCCUGUCUCUUUCUCUCUUCCUCUCUCUCUCUAUAUAAAAACAUUACCCCUAGUUAAAAUCUGUUCCCAGCCUGCUUCCAAACAAAUAGAGGCAACAUGGUGCAGAAAGAGGUUGCUCUAUAUACUGCUUCUAAGGCUAACAGUGAAUUUUGCUGGUUUGAUAUUGAUGGAGAUUUAGAUCCUCUUUUCAAGGAAUACUGGUGCAAAAGGUUGCAUCCCAAGAAUGUAUGUGAAAAGGUUUACAGACAGCCUCAUCUACGUGAUUCUCUGAAGAAGGGUAAGCUUAAAAAGCAAGAUUUUGCUGUUACCAAGCAGAAGACAGCUCUUGUCCUGGCUGCUGACUUGAUUGGGAAAAAGAUCCAAUAUGAUUGUCCUGGUUUCUUACCCAACAAACGUCAGGUGAUUCAUUUAUUGCAAUGACUUCAAUAUUUCUGUUCUUCCUGUGGUUUUUUACUUUUCUUUGGAUAUUCUGUUUUCUCUCCUCUCUACUUAUUUAAAUAAUAAUUUUUUUCUGAUCAUUUAAUCUGUCAUGCUAAACAUUUUCCAUUUUCUAACUCUACUUAUGAUUGUUCCUUUACUGGGAAAAUUCUGCUAACCUCCUAAAGAUUUAGGAAAAAUAAACUCUUUUCCAUCUUGUCUUUUGGAAAACUAGGACUUCAAAGAUAUUUUUUAAUUGUUAGUUUUUUUAAUUUGCACAUGUUUAUGCAAAAGCAGUAUGACAGGAUCAUUAUCUGUAAUAGUAGCUGGUAUGAAUGAAAAUAGUUUCUAGAAAACAUUAAAGAUAUUUUUCGUAAUUCAUUUCAAAUUCAUGUCACAUUUGUCUAUCAUUUUCUGGAAGUUUGUUUUUAUUUUCAACUGCCACACAUUCUGUACAUAAACAUAUACAAAUUAGGAAAUGAAGACUAGAAAAUGUUUUCAUUUGCCAAAGGGAGCCUAUUUUUUUGUCAUUUAAUCCUGUUUUACUAAAUAGAACAAUGUUAGAUAACAUUUGAACAGGUGAAACAAUAAAAAUUGUAAAAUAUAUUUUUUCCAAACUUAAUAACUAUUGGUUUCAACUGAAAGAAAGAAGUAUAAAAAAAUUUAUAAUCCAUGAUGAUGUAGGACAGAGACGGCUUGAGCAUGAUACUUCCAAGGACAUCUAUAAGAACUAAAGUUAGAUAUCUAGGAUCUUGACAAUCAAAUCUGUAACUCAGUAUUUGUAUAAUAGUCAUAUGGACCAAAUAAUUGGCUUAUGAUACCCAAUUUAUAGGUACUAUAUUACAUUCAAAAUAGAAAUUCUUGAGUCUAUGCAGGAGUUUUACUAAAUAGGAAAAUAAACUAAUUGAUUAGAAUAACCUAUAAUAGAUAACUAAAUUAGAUCCUAAGUAAGUAGGAAAAGUAAUAAACUUAUACCAUUCAUAAGAUUAUAGAUUUUAGUUGCUAAAUAAGCUAAAUAUUUUAGUAAUAUUUUAACAUAGCAAUUACAUAAAAAUGUAUCUUAUUAUCAAAAUAUGUCCACUUUAGUAUCUUUUUGUUCUGCAUCACAUGAAUAAACAUUUAGACUCUGCAUUCAUUUACUUCUUGUUAAGAAUAAAAAACCCAUAAUAUUAUCCAGAAGGCACCAUGGAACUGCCACCUGUGUAUGAAGGAUGAUGUAUAUUAGAUAGAAGACUAAGGAUCAAUGAGGUCGCCUAGCUCUUUCUCAUUGGUAUAGGCUAGCCAUAAAGCCUGUCAAAGGGUGAAGUAGAGCAAGCUUUUGAUUGUUUUUACUUGUAAUUUGAUUCUGAAUCUGAAUACAGCUUUUUGAUUUUAUCAUCUUCUUCACCUAGUACAGCUUGAAUUUAUUAUUAUUUUAAUAUUUAACAGAAAAUAAAGACUGUCAUUUAUGGUUAUGGAGGAGCAUUCUUUUCCUUUUCCAUUAUUUUUCCUAAUAUGCUUCGUGACUAAUGAUUUCGACUGAAGGAAGCAGAAAGCUAUAGUUUAGAAAUUAUGAUAAGAUAGAGCUUGCAAUUAAUUCUUUUUCAUGAAAAGAAAAAGACAAAAUAAAGCAUGCAAUUGGAUUCCCCUUCAAACUGUUGUAUUCUCCUUCUCUCUCGCAAUCUCCCUAUCUAAGUUCAAGUUGCUAGUUCAACUCAACUUGAAGUUAGGGAUUUUAGUUCCUUCAACA